Aureococcus anophagefferens is the source of this 1299-nucleotide messenger RNA. RefSeq lists its product as hypothetical. The record is from RefSeq and is a predicted model, not a curated record. The transcript has a single exon. Gene Ontology annotation, cellular component: nucleus; cytosol. NCBI's taxonomy places the organism in Eukaryota, Pelagophyceae, Pelagomonadales, Pelagomonadaceae. Gene Ontology annotation, molecular function: protein serine/threonine phosphatase activity. The coding region runs from base 1 to 1299 and encodes 432 amino acids.
AUGGACGACGCGCCGACGGAGUCGAGCGGCGCCGCCGCCCCCACGACCUGGCGCGUCAAGGGCAAGCGGGGCGUGCUCGUGCGCGAGGCCGUGUCCCUCGACAGCGCUCUCGUCGGCGAGCUGCCGCACGGCGCGCUCGUCGAGCUCUUCGACGAGGCGAGCGCCGUCGUGUCCGCGCGGCUGCGCAUCGUCGCGCCCGUCGACGGGUGGGUCACCGCGCGGCUCCUCGAGCCCGUCGCGCGACAACAACCCGUUGGUCCGUCCACCGGCCCGCCGCCGGCGCCGCCGCCGGACGCCUACGCCUGGGUCGCGAACCUGGAGGUGCCCGCGGCGUACGAGGGCCCCGCGCUCGGCGGCGGCGCGGUCGACGGCGCGUUCAUCGACGCGGCGCUGAUUCAUCUCAGGUCCCAGAAGUUGUUGGACCGGCGGUCCGUGCUGCUGAUUUUGGCACAAACGCGCCAGCUCCUCGCCGCGGAGUCGACGGUCGUCGAUCUGGCGAUCCCCGCCGCCGCGCCCCACUACACGGUCUGCGGCGACGUCCACGGCCAGUUCUACGACCUGCUCAACAUCUUCGAGAUGAACGGGCUGCCGUCGGCGGCGAACCCCUACGUCUUCAACGGCGACAUGGUCGACCGGGGCUCGUUUUCCUUCGAGGUCGCGAUUUCAUUGUUCAUGCUCAAGGCGCGCGACUCCUCCGCGGUGCACCUGAACCGGGGCAACCACGAGACGCGGACCAUGGCCAAGUUCUACGGGUUCGAGGGCGAAAUCCUGCACAAGUACGACCGCGCGGUGCUCGACCUAUUCCACGAGUGCUUCUGCCUAUUGCCCCUGGGGUGCGUCAUCGAGCGGCGCGUCAUCGUCGUCCACGGCGGCUGCCCGUCGACGGACGACGUCACGCUCGACGACAUCCGCGCCAUCGACCGCGACGACGAGCCGCCGGAGAUCGGCGUCUUCUGCGACCUGCUCUGGUCCGACCCGCAGCCCCUCGACGGCCGGACGCCGUCGCGGCGCGGCGUCGGCCUGUCGUUCGGGCCGGACGUGACGCGCGCGUUCCUGGCCAAGAACGACCUGGGCCUGCUGAUCCGCUCCCACGAGGUCCGGGAGAACGGCUACGAGGUCGAGCACGGCGGCGCGCUCAUCACCAUCUUCUCCGCGCCCAACUACUGCGACGCGGUCGGGAACAAGGGCGCGCUCAUCCACCUCGGCCGGGACCUCGCGCCGAAAUUCACGACCUUCGAGGCCGUGCCCCACCCGCCCGUCCGGCCCAUGGCCUACAGCGCUUUCGCGCAGUUUACUUAG